UCCUUCGUCAGCAUUUUAUCUUUACAACUCUUGUUAGCCUAGCAGCAUUGUACGCACCUGUGGGAUAUUAGUAUGUGACUUGAUAUCCCUGGUCCAGAUGCCCUUGUUGCCUGCGCGCUCGAUCUCCUGCAACACCAGGCGCUGCUCCAACCUGCCAAGUAUUAACGCGAACAAUGAGUAUGUCCUCCUCAAAAGCUCCAAUGUGCGCCAAUACUCGCGCAUCCGAAACAUACGUGAGUCCUCGAAUACGCUCAGCUUCUUCGGCGUCCACGAUGCCAUAGGAGAGCACACUGCCCUUCUUGAAAAUCUUGAUCUUGCCCUCGGUCAGCAGCGCAUUGAUUACGUCGGGAAGCUGCUCGUAGCCACCACCACCUUCGGCCUGGAAGUAAUCGCGCACCUCUGCGUCCGUCACAGGCUCCCGGUAGUUCUUCAACAGGCCCAGGAACUUGGCCAUGACGCUAGGCGCGCCGCUCUUGGACGACGAAGCCAUGGCUGGUCGGGUACAACUAUAAAGACUGGCAGAGAUGACCAAAGAGACACGAUGUAUGAUUGGGUGAAAAUUGAAAUUCCGGUUUCUCAUUGGACAUAAAAGUCGACUCUCGUGCUCGCCAACCAGUCAACUAUCACACUAGCAUUGGCUGCGACGUCGUCAUGAAGUUCGCGUACCAGUUCCAGCACCUGUGCGGCAGCGUCUACUCGCAGGGCAACGUGGUCUUCACGCCUGAUGGCAACUCGGUGCUCAGCCCUGUGGGCAACCGCAUCACCCAGUUCGACCUCGUCAAGUUCGUACACAUUGAUACAUUGGCAAACUGAUAUAUUGGCCACUAAUCUUUCGCAACAAUUGUUGAUUAUUGCAGCAAUACAUCACGGACUUUCGCCUUUGAAGCGCGCAAGAAUGUGGAGCGUGUGGCUGUCUCUCAUGACUCGCGGCUAUUGCUGGCUGUGGACGAGGACGGCCGUUGUUUGCUUGUCAACUUGAAGCGUGGUGCAGUACUGUACCGCUUUCACUUUAAGCAGCCUGUCAAGGCCUUAAACUUCAGUCCCGACGACCGCUACAUUGCCGUUGCAAUUGGUAACAAGGUGCAGCUGUGGCGCACUCCUGGUCUUGUUCGGGAAUUUGCUCCGUUUGUGCUGCACCGCACGUAUACUGGACAUUACGCAGAUGUGGUGAGCGUGUCGUGGUCGCACGACGCCAAGUUCUUCGUCACGGGUGCUGAGGAUCUGUCAGCGCGUGUGUUCUCAGUGGACCCGUACCCAGGAUUCAAGCCAUUGACGCUCUCGGGUCACCGCGAUGUGGUCGUUGGCGCGUUCUUCGCGGAAGAUGACAGAUCAAUUUUCACAGUUGGACGGGAUGGUGGCGCUUUCGAAUGGAAAUACAAAUUACCAGAUGUGGAGAUGCUGGAACGGACCUCAGAGGAGAGCGAGGGGGAGGAGGAGAAUGAUGAGAAGGAGGACAAGGAAGGUGACGGUGCCAGCAGCGAUGACAGCGACGACAGCGACAGUGAGGAUGAAAGUGCUAGCAAGAAGCGCAAGCGUAAACUGUCCGAAGAGCAGGAAUCUAUCCCGGAAAUUGCCCGUGCUACUAAAUGGUACACUUGCCAGAAGCACGUGCUCAAGAUGGACUUCGCCAAGGUGCUGUGUUGUACCUUCCACUCGUCCACUGGCAUGCUCGUGGUUGGUUUUGGCAACGGCACAUUUGGUCUGUAUGAACUGCCUGCAUUUGUGAACAUCCACACGUUAAGUGUCACGCAGAACGAGUUGGAGACGGUAGCAGUGAACGCCACAGGCGAGUGGCUGGCCUUUGCGUCGCGUAAACUAGGUCAGCUGCUGGUCUGGGAGUGGCGAUCGGAGACGUACGUGCUCAAGCAACAGGGCCACUACUUCGACCUUAACGCUGCGAGCUACUCACCAGACGGACGCUUGCUUGCCACAGGAGCCGACGAUGCCAAACUCAAACUUUGGGACACAAACAGCGGCUUCUGCUACGUCACCUUCACAGAGCACUCGGCCCCGGUGACAGCAGUGCAGUUCGCUCCCUCUGGCCAAGCCGUUUUGAGUGCGUCGCUGGAUGGUACCGUGCGUGCGUUCGACCUGAACCGGUACAAGAACUUCCGCGUCCUCACCACCCCAGAGCCCACACAAUUCCUCUCACUAGCACUGGAUCCGAGUGGCCAGGUUGUCUGUGCUGGUUCCAUGGACCCGUUCAACGUGUACGUUUGGUCUUUGCAGACUGGACGUCUUACAGACGUCCUCAGUGGCCAUACAGGCCCCGUAACUUCGCUGUCUUUUUCUCCUUCGUCCUCUGCGGAGCCUAUUCUGGCAUCGGCAUCGUGGGACCAUACGGUGCGUCUGUGGAAUCUGUUUGCUAGCAAGAAGAGCUUCAUCGAGCCCCUCGCCCACCCCACGGACGUACUGGCUGUUGCCUUCCGUCCGGAUGGUAAACAACUGGCUUCGACUACACUCAACGGUGCGAUCAACAUUUGGGACGUCAAGGAUGGUGAGCAAGUUGGUACGAUUGACGGAAAGCGCGACAUUGCUGGUGGUCGUAAGGAAGGAGAUCGCAUCACGGCUGCUAACAACCAGUUGACCAAGCACUUCACGAGUGUUUGCUACUCGGCUGACGGCUCGCUUCUGCUUGCCGGCGGACGCUCCAAGUUUGUGUGUAUCUACGCAGUGGAGCCGCAGAUUUUGCUCAAGAAGUUCCAGAUCUCACACAAUUUGUCGCUUGAUGGCAUCUUGGAGAAGCUUAACAACAAGAACGUUACUGAGAGCGGUCUCAGUAAGACUGAACUGGAUGCUCAUCUGGAUGACUCGGAGGCUUCAGGUCGCAAUGCUGGUGACAGUCUGGUAGGUGCAAAACGUGCUGUUGAUCCCGGUAGUCGUCGCAAGAAUAUGGAGGUGCUGUCCAAGGCGGUUCUGUUCUCCCCGACGGGGCGUGCUUGGGCUGCUGCGACCACGGAAGGCUUGCUGAUCUAUGGGCUGGAUGAGAGUCUGGCCUUCGACCCGUUUGAAUUGGACGAGGAUAUCACACCCGAAACCAUCACACAGACCCUGGCACGCCGCGAAUACGCUCGUGCCUUGGUGAUGGCGCUGCAUCUGAACGAGGAACCGCUUAUUGCUCGAUGCGUGGAGGGUGUUCCUAUCGCUAGCAUCCCGCUAGUGGCACAGACUCUGCGUGGUGAUAUGUAUCUGCAGCGAUUGCUACAGCUGCUCGCCAAGCGGAUGGAGCGUAGUCCACAUCUCGAGUUCUACCUUCAGUGGAGUCUUGCAGUGCUUAACACUCAUGGCCAGACUUUGCGUGAUGACCCGUCGAGCAGUGCUACGUGUCUGCCGACCCUGCGUUCGCUGCAGAAGAGCAUUGCACGCCAUCUGCAGGACCUCGCCAAGAUUUGUGAUGACAACCAGUUUACGCUCAGUUACCUCAAGAACCUUAGCAAGAUGCAGCAGAUGCAGAAGACCCAAUAGAUGGCAGUGCGCCGGAAAGAUCGCUAGUUAAUUCCCGUAUCUGUUGAAGGAUAGUCUUCAUGGUCAUCAAGCUGGAAUGACAUGGGAUCGAAGUAAUAAAUAGACUCAUUGUGCUUCUCCAUGCUGCUCGACGUCAUCUGCACAGCUCCUUACACAUUCUUGGCAAAUCUUUUCACUUGGAU
Messenger RNA from Phytophthora nicotianae INRA-310, 3647 nucleotides. RefSeq lists its product as hypothetical. NCBI's taxonomy places the organism in Eukaryota, Oomycota, Peronosporomycetes, Peronosporales, Peronosporaceae. Gene Ontology annotation, molecular function: protein binding. The record is from RefSeq and is a predicted model, not a curated record. Gene Ontology annotation, biological process: ribosomal small subunit assembly; maturation of SSU-rRNA from tricistronic rRNA transcript (SSU-rRNA, 5.8S rRNA, LSU-rRNA). The transcript has 2 exons. Bases 1396 to 3465 code for a protein of 689 amino acids. Gene Ontology annotation, cellular component: Pwp2p-containing subcomplex of 90S preribosome; small-subunit processome.